UUAUCUAUUAGAUUUACAAUACAGCCGGACUGUAAACUAUUUAUAUAAUAUUUUUAACUUAUUAAGAACAAAUGCUCAAUAUGAUGUUAAAAGAAGUACUCGUGAUCGUGUGCCUGGCGAGUAUGGCGAUUGUGAAAGCAGCGCCGACGACGCAAAUGUCCGACGGUGAUGCAAUGGACUACCUCACCAGAUUUGGUCACAUGCCCUCAACCUCAUCAGGGGGCAAGUUAGGCUCAAUCACACACUCUGACAUCACGGAUUCGCUGAAACGUUUCCAGAAAAUGGCGGGAAUAGAACAAACUGGCGAGAUUGAUGCUAAAACCAAAGAAAUGAUGGCGAUGCCAAGAUGUGGUAACUCAGACGCCACGGUCCAUCUUCCGAGAAGCAAACGUUACGCAAUAGAAGGAAGCCAAUGGCCCAAAAAUGACUUGACGUAUUCUAUUCUCGUAUAUACUCCCGAUCUCGCACGUGACUAUGUCGACCAAGAAGUAAAACGAGGCUUUCAAGUUUGGAGUGACGUCACACCGUUAACUUUUACCCAGAGGUCCGCAGGAAGUAACGUUGACAUCGAGAUAAAGUUCUCUGCAGGCGACCACGGUGAUGGGUAUCCAUUUGAUUCUGAAUUUGGCACACUUGCGCAUGCGUUCUUUCCCCAGUACGGCGGUGACGUACAUUUUGAUGAAGCUGAAGAAUGGACCUUAGAUACCUCAGGCGGGAUCAAUCUCUUCCAAGUCGCCGCUCACGAAUUCGGACAUGCCUUGGGGUUAUCACAUUCUGAUGAUUCCGAUGCCCUCAUGGCGCCAUUUUACCGGGGAUACCAGCCUAACUUUGAGCUCCAUUCAGAUGACAUAGUUGGAAUACAGGAGGUGUAUGGUGCUAGGCAACAGACUACAACUACGACAACAAAAAAGCCAACAUCCACUACCAAGGCAACAACUACAACAAAGCCAACUACAACAACUACAACAACAACUAAAAAGCCAACUACCACUAAAAAGCCAACAACUACAACAAAGCCAACGACGACAACAACCUCAACAACAACUAAAAAGCCAACCACGACAUCAAAGCCAACUACCACCAAAAAGCCAACUACAACAAAGCCAAUGAUCACUACAACAUCAACAGAUAUUGACAUCUGCAAUAAGGCUAAGCCAGAUGCAUUCGCAAACACAUAUGAUGGAAAGACAUAUAUGUUUCAAGGAGCUCAUUACUAUGAACUUAAUGAUUAUGGCGUGGCGGCCAGUGGUCUAAUCCGUAAUGAUUGGGAAGGUCUCCCUGACAACAUAGAUGCGUCACUUUAUUGGGCAUACUGGGGCGUCACCUAUUUCUUCAAAGGAGAACUAUACUGGAGAUUCGUUAACAAAAAGAUGGCAGCAGGAUACCCAAGAAGGAUUGGAAUCGACGGCUUCAGAGGCAUGCCAUCUAAUGUAGACGCUGCUUUUGUAUGGAGUGGGAACGGAAGAACAUACUUUGUUAAAGGAGAUCAGUACUGGCGUUACUCAGGUUCUUACGUCGACUCAACUUACCCAAGACGUCUCUCAAUCUGGAACGGCCUACCAGAGUCAUUAGAUUCCGCCAUGCAGUGGGUAAACGGGCGAACGUAUUUCUUCAAAGAUGGCAAUUACUACCGUUACAAUGACGGUCAAUUCAGAGUCGACUCGAGUUCGUCAGCCCCGUACCCACGCUCAACGGCUGAGUGGUGGUAUGGUUGUCCGAAAACAUCUGGCUCUAUUCAGUUUGCUGGGCUUACACACCAUACCGCAAUGUCAGAUACAAAACAAGAAGUAGGGAUACAAACAAUUGAUGAAGAUGGUCUAGUCGAAAGGCCCAUGGGGGCAGAACCUUUAGAAUCUCAGGACAAAGAACAUGAAAAUAUAGAAACUGAAGAGGGUUUGAGUAAAACAAACGGAAGUGGUGCCACGCAUGCGCAAUUUUUACCUCUGAUAGCUGGACUAUCUUUUCUAUUAGUGUUGAAAUUUUAAAUGUAUAAUGUAAAUUGUGUCGGAUACUCUGUAUUUUUAGACUGCUGUUUUGUGUUAGAUGACGCUGCAAUUGUGUCUGUCUAUUAUUUAACACCCGAAUCUGUAAAAACUAUUUACAUGUACUGUACAGAUUAUUGAAUACACUAUUAAGGUGACAAAACUUUACAUUCCAAACACUGUUGCCAAUUUCAGGGUCUACAAUAAAGUCAUAUUCUAGUCAUAUAAGAAGCAACAGCCUACCAUACAUGCCCACCACUUUUCUUUAUAGACAUUCUGUUUUCUCAUGUAAGUUUUUCCAAAUGGGACUCAUUCGAAAUAUGAGGCACAAAAAUCGACAAAUGGUAGCUAUGUUAUUUUACCUACUACAGUAUCAAUUGCAACAUAUUGUAUACUUAGGCAUACUUUUAAAUAAAAUAUG
Molecule: messenger RNA, 2403 nt
Organism: Owenia fusiformis
Lineage: Eukaryota; Metazoa; Annelida; Polychaeta; Sabellida; Oweniidae
Source: the annotation of a GenBank genome assembly